CAGUGCUGGAAAGAAACAUCAGUUGUUUUAGCGUCUAAUGUUUAUAAUUGAAAGAGUGGAAGAAGAUUAUAAUUCACUAACGGAUUAUUAGGUUUUUGUUUUUGCGCAGCCAUCGUCCAUAAAGGCUUAAGAGGGGCGCAACCAUGAGUUCCUUGCCGGAGACCACGCGUUCCCUCAUGCAGGUUUUUAAUGGGAAACUGCAGGAUUUUACCAAUGAGAUUGAUAAUGUCCACAUGGUGUGGCUGGAGGAGAUCCAGCAGGAAGCUCAUCGAAUGUUCUCCAGUGACUUCAGCACAGAGCCAGAACUCAUGCCAAAGACUCCAUCACAGAAAAAGACAAACCGCAGGAAACGAGUGUCAAUGGAGUUCAAUGAGUCUCGCGGCAAACGACGUUUCUCUAAGGGGAAACGCAGCAACCUGCGUCGCUCCUCAGUUCAGAUGACCCUGAACACCAUCUCUGAACUCGUUAAGCCCCUCGUCCCAAACGACAGUUCUGAGUGCGUGAUUGAAGAACCUGCUCCCUCUACACGUCGCAACAAAACUACCACCGCGGCUGAGAGUGAGCCUGUCAAACGCAGCACUCGCACCAAAGCCAAGGUGCCUAAAGAAAAGGGCAAAGAAGUAGAAGAGAAAGGCGCAGAUGAGGUGGAGGAUUCCGACUCUGGUCAGGAUCAGAUGCUGGUGUCUGAAGCCGUGGUGAAGAUUACUUCAUCAGAGUGCUUGAGUGCAGAAAUGCUCCUGAAUUCUGGACCGUCUCCAGGCCGAAGUGCCAAUAAAAUCGGCAUCGCUGCGUCCGAGUCUCAGUCAACGACUCGGGACUCGGCACGCACAUCUGCCCGUCGUUCGCUGGUGGUGCGGCGCUCAUUGGUAGGCCUCAGGCAUAGCAUGACCCAGGAAGCAGUCCGAAGGGCAUCCCGGCGCUCCUUCCUGAGGAAGAAAGCCAGACUGGGAAACUCAACCUGCAGCAGCUCCGUCAGUGAGGACAUUUAUAUGGACUUAGAACCUGACGACAUGGAAGAGAAUAAAGAACAGCUAGUUGAAGUGGAGCAGAAUGUGGCAGAACCCGCCACUGAAUCCAACAAAGAACUGGAAGUUGCCAAACCUGAGGAGCCUGAACUCAAGAUGACUGAAGGGAAGGAAAGGGAGAUAAAAGAUGAACUUGUGGAAGAGAUCACCGAAUCUCCCACUACCAAUGAGAACUGUCGUUUCACACGAUCCAUGGCUCGCACUUCAGAAACAGAUGACAGUGGAGGGUCGAAGACCAAAGAAGAGUGGUCGACACGCUCUGGUUCCAAACGGCGUGCAGCUGAGUCUGCUGCACAGGACAUCGGCACACCCAAGAAGAAGCACACUCCUCCAAAGAAAUGCCUCACGACGAUUGCUCCGCACAUGCGAUCAUUCAUGCACACCGUGCAGAAGAACCAGAUGUUGAUGACCCCUGGAUCUUUGGGCCGCAACUCCAUCAUGAAGUCCUUCAUCAAACAAUCUGGCAGUAAAGUCGACUCCAAGUUGGGCUCAGGCUCUGUGGAGCGAGAACGACAGAAAUGGGAUGCUUUAAACAAGAAGAUAGAACAAGAGAAUGAACGAAAGAAAAAGAUCGAGGAGGAGAGAAGAAAAAAACAAGAAGAAAUUAAAAGAAAGCGAGACGAGCGUUUGAAACGAGUUGUUGAGGCUCGAGUGAAGGGAGAAAAGGAGAAGGAACAGGAAAAGAAAAAGAAGAUUGAGGAAAAAAUGGCGCAGCUGGAAAAGAAAAAUGACAUGCUGCGAGUCGAACGGUUGGCGGAGGAAAAGGCCAAGAGGAAGGUGGCCACUAAACGACAGGAAGAACUGGAGCUGCGCAAGAAGCAGGAAGAAGCGGCCAGAAUAAAGAAACUUCAGCAAGUUGAGGAAGAGGAACGGAGACACCAGGAAAUGCUCUCCAAACGCAAGGUUGAAGAGGAGCGAGAGAAAGCACGCAAACAGGCCGAAACCGCACGUGCUCUGGAGCUGAAGAAAGAACAAGAGCGUGAGAAAGAGAAGGAGCGGGAACGAGAGCGGGAAAAGGAACGUGAGAGGGAACGUGAAAGACAGGCUGCAGCUGAGAGAGAGAGGCUAGAGAGAGAGAAGGUCAUUGCUCUUCAAAAGGAACUGGAGAGAGCAGCCAAAGAGAAAGAAAGGAGAGAGAUUGAAGAGAAGAGGAGGAUGGAGGAGCUGAGGAGGGCUGAGGAAGAGAGGGAGGCCCAACAGAAACGUGCUGCUGCUGCCUCCGCCCUGGCGCCCCCUACUGUCACAGCACAGGUCCCUUUCACGAAAACACUAGCAACCAAUAUGCAUAACUCGACAAUAACAAAGGGAUCCGCUCUGAAUGUUACUGUAGAUAUUGAGAACUCUGUUAUGAAAACUCCAGUUGGUAAAGGAGCUGCUCCCAACAAGACCAUAGAUCACGGAGCCGCCGCACUCAACGUCACAGUUGACAUAGAGCAAUCUCCACAGUCCUACCAGAUUACUCCUAAAGGCCAGAAGGUGGCUGUUUUGAUGAAUCCUGAAGAUUACGGCAUGGACCAGAACAGCGACGACUCCACGGACGAUGAAUCUGCGCCAAGAAAACCCAUCCCAUCCUGGGCUGAAGGUAUGCAGUUGCAGCAGGCCAUCAUGAAGCAGUAUUACAACCCACUGGACCUCAAUUCAUAUUUCGGAGAACCUGAACCACCCAAGCUGGAAGAGAUCUUCCGGCGGACCAAACCUCGCUUCUUCAAACGCACUAGUUCAGCUGUCUGGCACUCGCCACCACGCUUGGGAAAUAUGGGCAAUUUAUAGUGAAUGUUCUUUAUUUUAAUGUUUUUACUGUCGUCUUUGUUGUCUUUUAUACUUUAAGUUCACUUUAAUAAAGCCCUUUAAAAAAUCUGUAUGUAAGUAGAUUAGACUGAAAAAAAAAAUAAGAGCAGCGUCAUUCAGAUUACGCAGCAGACGGACGUUUGGUGCUCCGUUUCUGUUUGAUUUACCUGCGUUAUUUCUAAAUGGGAUUAAACUUCAUCCAUGUAUUAAAAUAUAGCGUCACAUAAGUUACAUUAGGAAAUGUACACAGGAGCUGCUACAUCUGGGGUGGCAUUUGCCAACAAUAUUCACGUCACGGAAAAGUGUUUUUUCUGGACUGUCAAUAAAAGGUAAAAGAGGUGUUGUGCAGUAUUUAUCAUUAGCAAUGCAUCUGCUGCAUUUUUAGAGAAAUGUAAUUUAUCCUGGGGUUAAAAGCUGUAUACGUUGAAAUGGUAUUACUUUUCAGCGCUGUAACUUUUUUUUUUUUUUAAAAUGCUUGUGUUGUAAUUUCAGUGUUUCUA
Messenger RNA from Xyrauchen texanus (razorback sucker), 3313 nucleotides. RefSeq names its product inner centromere protein A-like. Gene Ontology annotation, molecular function: protein serine/threonine kinase activator activity. The record is from RefSeq and is a predicted model, not a curated record. Gene Ontology annotation, cellular component: kinetochore; midbody; chromosome passenger complex. The transcript is spliced from 21 exons. Lineage: Eukaryota; Metazoa; Chordata; Actinopteri; Cypriniformes; Catostomidae. Gene Ontology annotation, biological process: meiotic spindle midzone assembly; mitotic cytokinesis; positive regulation of protein serine/threonine kinase activity. Bases 144 to 2795 code for a protein of 883 amino acids.